This is a messenger RNA of Colossoma macropomum (tambaqui), 1669 nucleotides long. It is a transcript of the gene aarsd1, whose product is annotated as alanyl-tRNA synthetase domain containing 1. Gene Ontology annotation, biological process: alanyl-tRNA aminoacylation; regulation of translational fidelity. NCBI's taxonomy places the organism in Eukaryota, Metazoa, Chordata, Actinopteri, Characiformes, Serrasalmidae. Gene Ontology annotation, molecular function: alanine-tRNA ligase activity; Ser-tRNA(Ala) deacylase activity; ATP binding. The transcript has 12 exons. The record is from RefSeq and is a predicted model, not a curated record. Bases 72 to 1310 code for a protein of 412 amino acids.
GCCAUAAUGCAAUACCACAUCUCCGUCCUGAAAUCUCUCGUGGUGGAUUCAUCUCCGAGCGCAGGACAGUCAUGGCUUUCCAGUGUCAGAGAGAUAGUUAUAUGAAAGAAUUCGCCACCUCUGUUGUGUCCUGUUCUGCAGCUGAGCUAAAGUUGGAGAGCAACGGGAAGAAAGAAAAAGUGAAGGGUUUCAAUGUGAUAUUAAAAGAUACUAUUCUUUUCCCUGAAGGAGGGGGGCAGUCUGAUGACCAUGGGACAAUUGAAAAUAUUCCGGUUCUGCGAGUCACAAGGCAAGGACCAGAAGCAGUGCACUUUGUCAGCUCUCCUCUGAAGGAAGGACAGGAGGUCCAGUUGAAGUUGGACUGGGAACGGAGGUUUGACCACAUGCAGCAGCAUUCAGGACAACAUCUGAUAACUGCCUUGGCAGAUACAAUGUUUGGAUACAAAACAACCUCAUGGGAGUUGGGGCGGCAGCGCAGCAGUAUUGAGCUGGACACAGUCACUGUGAAGGCGGGAGAGAUGGAGGCCUUGGAGGCUGCAGUCAAUGAAAAUAUCCGUGCACAUGUCCCAGUUAAUGUGCAGCUCCUCUCCCUAGAUGACCCUGCUGUGGAAAAGGUUAGAAGUAGAGGUCUCCCAGAUGACCAUGCCGGACCCAUCAGGAUAAUUGACAUUGAGGGCAUUGAUGCCAACAUGUGCUGUGGUACCCAUGUGUCCAAUCUCAGUCAUCUCCAGGUGAUUAAGAUUCUGGGGACGGAGAAGGGGAAGAAGAAUAAAACCAAUUUAAUUUUCAUAGCUGGAAACAGAGUACUGAAAUACGCAGAGAAGAGCUACAACACAGAGAAGUCUCUGACAGCCCUGCUAAAGACUGGGCCAGAUGAGCAUGCUGAUGCUGUGGAUAAACUGCAGAAAACGGUCAAGCGUCUUCAGAAGAGUAAUCUCACUCUCCUGCGAGACAUGGCUGUUCUCAUAGCACAGAACUUCAAGAACCAACCAGACAAAGACAACUUCUUCAGCUUGCACAACAAAGACGGUGACAACGAGUUCAUGAACAUCAUUGCCAAUGAGAUUGGAUGUCAAGACACAGUGGUUUUUCUAACGGUGGGAGAAGAGAAAGGACCAGGGCUUUUCCUGCUUGCAGGCCCUGAAAAUGUUGUAACUGAACUGGGGCCACGUGUGAUGGAGCUACUGCAGGGAAAAGGUGCAGGAAAGAAUGGGCGUUUUCAAGGCAAGGCCAACAGCCUGGCUCAGAGAGCGGAGGCCGAGGCUUUACUACGGGAGCACAGUCGCCGACGCAGCGCAGGAGAGGAGUGAGAGGGUUUCACCUUCAGUUAGUUCAGACUCUCACAUACUGGUGAAUAAUACAGUAAGCAAAUAAAGCCAUAGGCCCAAGCAAAGGAAUGCAUAAUACCACAAGUCAGUUCAAAUGGAAAAUAGUACUAAUUUAAGAUAAUGAUAAUUUAAUUGAAUAGAUUGUUGAAUGUUUGUUUUUUUUAAACUCUUCAUACUGUUAGUGAAUGCAAAGAAACGCAAAUGUCAUACUAGUCACUACCCAUGUACCCAGUCACAGCCAUUCUGUAACUGUGUAAGUAACUGCAAAUCUAAUUCUGUAUUCAGCGUCAAAAUGAGUAACAAACCUUAGUUAAAAAUAAAUAAAUUAUAGAUAAAUUAUU